Molecule: messenger RNA, 1288 nt
Organism: Seriola dumerili (greater amberjack)
Lineage: Eukaryota; Metazoa; Chordata; Actinopteri; Carangiformes; Carangidae
Gene: ech1
Product: enoyl-CoA hydratase 1
Exons: 11
Coding region: 243-1175 (310 amino acids)
Cellular component (GO): mitochondrion
Molecular function (GO): delta(3,5)-delta(2,4)-dienoyl-CoA isomerase activity
Source: RefSeq, a predicted model, not a curated record
GCCCCGUCAGCCACCGUAUCAGGCUGAGAAGGAGACUGAGCUAAGCCAGUUAUCAAAGGGUAACAGAAACCUUUGGCUGCAACUUUAAGAAGCUGCAACCUGCAACUAAACUGUUGCUUUGUACAUCGGUCCUGUGUUUCUGCUUCUGUACAUUUGCUGGCCACCAGCGAACUUUACAGACAGUAGUUUUAUUGAUCAGUAAAGACUCUGGACUCUGAGACCUGCGAACCUGCGAACUUGCGAUGUUGUCAGUCAUUGUCAGGUCAACUCUCACCAAAUACAGGAGUUUGUGGGUGCCCAGUCAGUCUGUGGUCAGAGCCAUGUCGUCUUCAGCUGCUCCUACCUCUCCUUACACCACCCUGGCCAUCAGCCACCCAGCAGAGUCUGUCACACAUGUGGAGCUUCACCGGCCUGAGAAACGCAAUGCCAUGAACAAAGCCUUCUGGAGUGAGAUGGUGGAUUGCUUUAAUGAAAUAGCCGGAGACCCGGACUGCAGAGUGGUGGUGGUUUCUGGAGCAGGGAAGAUCUUCACAGCUGGUAUUGACCUGAUGGACAUGGCCAGCGACGUACUCCAGCCGCAGGGCGACGACACGGCCAGAGUUUCCUGGAACCUCAGACAAAAGAUCGCCAAGUAUCAAGAGACAUUCUCCGUCAUAGAGAAGUGUCCAAAGCCUGUUGUGGUGGCCGUCCACGGAGCCUGUGUUGGAGGAGGUGUUGACUUGAUCACAGCCUGUGACAUCCGCCUGUGUACCCAGGACGCCUGGUUCCAGGUCAAGGAAGUUGAUAUCGGGCUUGCAGCAGACGUUGGGACUCUCCAGAGACUUCCUAAAGUCAUUGGUAGCAGCAGCCUGGUGAACGACUUGGCUUUGACCGCCAGGAAGAUGUAUGCAGAUGAAGCCAAGAGCAGCGGCCUGGUCAGCCGCGUGUUUGCAGAUAAGGAGGCCAUGAUGGCCGGAGCUCUGGAGAUGGCCGAUGAGAUUGCUGCUCGCAGCCCUGUAGCUGUGCAGGGCACCAAAAUCAACCUCAUCUACGCCAGAGACCACAGUGUGGCAGAGGGACUGGACUACAUGGCCACGUGGAACAUGAGCAUGCUUCAGACUCAAGAUGUGAUGAAAUCCGCUCAGGCUGCCAUGGAGAAGAAGAGUCCAAAGACGAUAGCCUUCUCCAAACUCUGAACCUCACUGAGGCACAGUUCAGAUAUAACACCAUUGUGGCCUUUCUGUGGGAAGGGGAUCCACAUGUGACUGUCUGUUCUACUCUGAGCUUUUAACACCCCAAAAAAAAAAAA